AUGGCUCACAGCAAAGGUGUGCAUUUCUCGCACGACGACGAGGAGAUCGUCAUCAACAACGGCAACACCACGACGCCCGAACUUUCCCCCUCCGCCAGCCCUUCGGUGUCUGAGGCGUCGCUCCCAUCAUCAGACGGCACCCUCGUCUACCACCAAGCGGGCCUGAGCACGUCCAUGCUCGACGCCCAGAAGAAGCCCUGGGAUGUCUAUGAGGAACGCGAGGAAAGCAACACUGACAACGAGUGCGCCACAGGAGACGAGUACGUCGACGGGGUACUCGUCCGGAUCGCGAACUGCAAGUAUCUCAGCAACCCCAUCCCCAUCAGCGCUGGGAAGAACGGCCGACUCACCGUGGGCCGGUUCUACUCUGCGAUCUACGAGCACCUCCAUCAAAGCAUCACCACCGAGCUCAGCCGCCUCGCACCCGAGGACGAGGUGAAGAUCACGGCGGCUUCCAAGGCUAGGUGUGUCAAGCAAGGGAAGGCCACCCAUGAUGGCGUUCGUCGAGUCGACUACCUUCUCGGCCGGCACGUCCUCAAGCAUGUCUUCGCCGUACCGGGAGAAAGCUCGUGGAGCUUAGAGUUCACGACGCCGUCGCCGGACAACACACCUCCUGGACGUCGUUCAGCCUAG
This is a messenger RNA of Cyclocybe aegerita, 633 nucleotides long. Lineage: Eukaryota; Fungi; Basidiomycota; Agaricomycetes; Agaricales; Hemipholiotaceae. The record is from the annotation of a GenBank genome assembly.